AAUAUACGUGCAAUGCAAUCACGUGAAAUGGCCUUUAGAAACAAUAUCCUCGGUAUCCAAAUCGAGUCAAAUCUGUCCGACGUGGAGAGAUCAAAGAUAUUUUUCCAAUUACAAACAUGCCGCAGGGAACAGAUUUCUCAGCGCCGAAAAUUGUCCUAUGAUAGAACGUGUCUUAGCUACUACCGGUUCAAUCGUCUCUCGUCGUCGUUUUCGAUCGCACGGUGACGUUUCGUGGAAUUCGCCUUCGACGCGCGAGGCUCGAAACGUAAGUUUAUCGAAUCGGUGGAAAAUGCGAGCCAUGCAAAAUGGAGCGGAAUGUGGGAGAAACGAAUCUAGCAGAUCGUGGAGAACACAUCAAGAUAGAAGAAUGGUUGCCAGAAAAGAGUGUGGACGAUCAACAGGGGGAAACGCAGAAUUCGGCUGUGUUUUACAAGCGUGUUAUGAACACUACAGUGUCAACGAGCGAUUUCAACGAAUUGUCAACAAACUCAAUAUGGUUGAGAGGCAGCGCUACCGGGGAUGUAAAUUUGAUAUCUGAAUCUGAAACUAGACUAGCAGAAACUUACUUGCUAAUAGGAGGUACAAUUGAAUUGCAGUCAACAGCUGUAUCACAAGAUUCACUGUCAAUAAAUAAAAAUUCUAUGGAAAAUUCAAUUGAGCUUAAACAGGAAAAAGGAACAAAGCUAUCGAAAGAACAGAAAGAUUCUAUGAAACGUAUAAAGCAGCCUGAAAACUGGAAAGUAAAUGUAAAGAAAAAUGCUAGAUUAAAAGGGGAAGAAUACAUCGGAGUUGGAGGCAAAAUAGUGCCAGCUAAAAAGAUGGGACCUCCCUGCAUCUGUCGCAUGCAUUGCGCGGAUAAGAUAGAUGAAAAGGAACGUGAAGAAUUGCACAAGACCUUUUGGAAUACCUGCACGUGGCAACAGCGAAAGCAAUACAUUGCAUUGUCCGUUAAAGAAUCUCCGAAACAACGUACUCGUAUACGCAACAACGUUCAACGUUCUGAGCAUUCUGCAUCGAGAUGUCGGCAGGUGACCUUCACUUACUCUCUCCUGCUAAAGGGCGAAUUCAUAACCGUGUGCAAGUCGAUGUUUCUCAGUACAUUUGCGGUGUCUGAGAAGUUUGUGCGACAAGUGAUGGAGAAGAAACGGAUAUCGCCAGGCGGUAUCAUCGGACCGGAUCAAAGGGGCAGGCACACGCCAAAAACUAAAAAGAGCGAGAAUGUGAAGGAGCGAGUGCGUGAACACAUUAAAUCGUUCCCGACCGAGAAAUCGACGGAUCCCAAAGAUUGCAGUGGUAAAUGUUACUUGGACUCAAAUUUAAACAUAGCCGCGAUGCAUAAAUCAUACGUGUUAAAAUGCAAGCAGGAGGGUGUACCUGAAAGUGAUAUAGUGAAAGAGAGUUAUUAUAGAGAGAUGUUUAAGACAGAAUUUAAUCUUGGAUUUAAGCGUGUGCAAGCUAAAGAAAAGAAACUGUUGUCAAACAGUUGAGAUAAAAAAAGGACAUGAAGAGAAAUGGAUUUAUUAAUUGCAUCAAGGAAUAUUGAUUUUUACAAUAUUGCUCGAUAAUUAUAAAAUAAGACAAGUUUUCAAUAUCGGAAUUUACAAAUUUAUUAACAGUUAUUUUUUGUUACACAAUUUGUUACACUUGGUAUUAUUUGACAUUAAAAUUAAAAAUGUUAAAUAACAAGGUACAUAAGUGUGUAAUGUGCUGUAUAGAAAAGUAUGUUUUCUCUUAUACAAUAAAUUUUAUUUUCUAAUUA
Molecule: messenger RNA, 1759 nt
Organism: Monomorium pharaonis (pharaoh ant)
Lineage: Eukaryota; Metazoa; Arthropoda; Insecta; Hymenoptera; Formicidae
Exons: 4
Coding region: 306-1487 (393 amino acids)
Source: RefSeq, a predicted model, not a curated record